Molecule: messenger RNA, 1560 nt
Organism: Meleagris gallopavo (turkey)
Lineage: Eukaryota; Metazoa; Chordata; Aves; Galliformes; Phasianidae
Source: RefSeq, a predicted model, not a curated record
AUGUUCUUGUCUACAGCCAACCCAGUCUUCCUCAAAACAAUAAUUCUACAAACAGUGACAAAGAAACUCUCAAACCAGCUAAUGGAUGUAGGGAACCCCUACAUGUGCAAUAAUGAAUGUGAUGCAAGUACCCAAGAACUGGCUCAUCCUCCAGAAUUGAUGUUUGAUCUUGAAGGAAGACAUCCAUCCACAUUUUGGCAGUCCACAACUUGGAAGGAUUAUCCAAAGCCUCUUCACGUUAAUAUUACACUCUCCUGGAACAAAACCAUUGAGCUGACAGAUAACAUAGUUAUCACCUUUGAAUCUGGCCGUCCAGACCAAAUGAUCCUGGAGAAAUCCCUCGACUAUGGACGAACAUGGCAGCCCUACCAAUAUUAUGCCACAGACUGUUUAGAUGCUUUCCACAUGGAUCCAAAAUCAGUGAGGGAUUUAUCACAGCAUACAGUCCUAGAAAUCAUUUGCACGGAAGAAUACUCUACUGGAUAUAUGACAAACAGUAAAAUAAUCCACUUUGAAAUCAAAGAUAGAUUUGCUUUUUUUGCUGGACCUCGGCUUCAUAAUAUGGCUUCUCUUUAUGGCCAGCUUGACACAACCAAGAAGUUAAGAGAUUUCUUUACCAUUACAGAUCUGAGGAUAAGAUUGCUUAGACCAGCAACUGGAGAAAUAUAUGUAGAUGAGCAACACCUGGCACGGUACUUUUAUGCCAUCUCAGACAUAAGGGUAUAUGGAAGGUAAGAGAUUACAAACCUUUAGGAACAAGCAUAUGCGUUUGUUUAUAGAGAUUGUACAAAAACUAUUUAUUUCCCCGAACAUAACAAGAAUAGCAACCAAAGUGUGUUCAUUGGAAAUUUGGCUCAAUUGGUGCAUUUUUGAUAGUACUAGAAGUUUCUGACUCAGUGGCACUAAAUCAUGGGUAUUUGCUGUCACUAGCCUGCAAAGCCCUGAAUGAUUUUCUUACAUUGGCUCAGGAUUUCAACCUGGCAUUAUGACAUUUUUCAGGGACUCUCUUUCUGCUUUUAUACAGUUGAAGCCUCAUCUGUGGGCAGUUAACUGAGAAGAGGGAUUCAAUUUCAUUAUUUUUUCUAGGCCUUUAAUGCAAGAAUCAAUUGAUACAGCAGCCUUUGCAUAGACUUUUUCCAGUAAGGCAAACUGUAUAUAAACAAUGAGGCAAUAGAGAUGAGAGUCCAUUCCCUUUACUUUAAUUAGCUCUGAAAUGCCAUGAAGCUGAAGCAGAAUGGAAAAAACAGCAGUGUUUUGGAGGGCAUGAGACUGAUCUGAAUGCAGCAAAGAUUAUUACUCAUCCAGGUUCAAGACAGAUUGGCCCUCUGUGGCAAGCAAGAGCUGGUAUCAGGUGUCCUAGACUCAAAAAUAAUAAAGGUGCGGUGACAUUCGUAUAGGGAAAUCUCCUUACCAUCUCUAACUAGCAAUUGACUGAUGACCUCAAGCAGAAGGAUGAUAUCCUUAAUGUGUGUCUUGGAUGCAUAUUUGUUCAGAAGAAACAAAUGGUACCUUCUCUAUUAGCUGUUCACUCAACUCUCUAAUGUACCCUUUUGCCUUUUU